GUCUAGAUGGAAGCUAGUGAAAUAACUGAAGAGAAAUUAAAUGUGAAGAGGAAGAAGAUAUUUGUGGCCGGAGCAACGGGAAGUACUGGCAAAAGAAUUGUUGAACAACUUCUAGCAAAAGGUUUUGAUGUCAAGGCUGGUGUUCGUGACUUAGACAAGGCUAAAACUACUCUUUCCAAGGACAACCCAGUUCUUCAAAUUGUGAAAGCAGAUGUGACCGAGGGGUCUGCCAAACUUGCAAAAGCAAUAGGUGAUGAUUCUGAAGCUGUUAUUUGUGCUACAGGGUUUCAGCCUGGUUGGGAUUUGUUUGCUCCUUGGAAGGUUGAUAAUUUUGGCACAGUAAACCUUGUUGAAGCAUGCCGAAAAGUUGGAGUAAACAGGUUCAUACUUAUUAGCUCCAUUUUAGUCAAUGGAGCUGCAAUGGGGCAAAUACUGAAUCCAGCUUAUAUCUUUCUGAAUGUCUUCGGUCUCACCUUAAUAGCAAAGCUCCAGGCUGAGCAAUAUAUAAGGAAAUCUGGUAUUAACUACACAAUUAUAAGGCCUGGUGGAUUGAGAAAUGAACCACCAACAGGAAAUCUUGUUAUGGAGCCAGAGGAUACUCUUUCUGAAGGCACCAUUUCAAGAGAUAAGGUUGCAGAAGUUGCUGUUGAGGCAUUAAUCCAUCCAGAAUCACAUUACAAAGUCGUGGAGAUAGUCUCUCGUGCUGAUGCUCCUAAUCGUUCUUAUGAAGAUCUUUUUGGUUCUAUAAAGUAACAAUGACUUCAUUUUCAGAAUAUAGUUGUGCAGGGUAUUGCGAAAGUAACAUUUCAGGCUUCCGUUUUUGAUACAGAGCUUUGUGUUUGAUAUCAUACAUGGUUAUGUUUCUGGCA
Pistacia vera is the source of this 869-nucleotide messenger RNA. RefSeq lists its product as uncharacterized. NCBI's taxonomy places the organism in Eukaryota, Viridiplantae, Streptophyta, Magnoliopsida, Sapindales, Anacardiaceae. The record is from RefSeq and is a predicted model, not a curated record. Bases 7 to 753 code for a protein of 248 amino acids. The transcript has 4 exons.